This is a messenger RNA of Triplophysa dalaica, 2067 nucleotides long. RefSeq names its product cation channel sperm-associated protein subunit gamma 1-like. Bases 767 to 1570 code for a protein of 267 amino acids. The transcript has 9 exons. Gene Ontology annotation, cellular component: sperm principal piece; CatSper complex; motile cilium. The record is from RefSeq and is a predicted model, not a curated record. Lineage: Eukaryota; Metazoa; Chordata; Actinopteri; Cypriniformes; Nemacheilidae.
UUAGGUGUGCAAGCAUGAUACGUUUUUAGAAACAUACCCAAACCAUAAUCCAUGCCAAAAAAAAUUCUCCAAAGAGUAUUUAGUUUGAUCGCAUUUAUAAAAUAUAGAUACAGCUUUACGACUGUUUCCGAAAAUAUACUGCGCGUGCGACAGGGAGGGGUAGGCUGAACUAAAGCACGUGCAUGCGUUUCGUGUCCGCCAUCUUUUAGCGCUGGAACGGCUCCAUAUAUCAGUUUCAAACGAUCUCCAAAUCCAGCGUUAUAUCCACCGUUUAUAUAACAUUCAUCACCCAAAUGUAGUGAACAGAGAAACACCAGUACUUCGCGAACGUGUGCUCUCUCUCUCUCACAGAAAUACUACGUAAUACGCCUAACACGUUUUUUGACAAGUGGACCAUAUUAAGCACGAGAAGGCAGCACGUUUUACAAUGUAAAUAAGUCAGAAUGCGUGACACAUUGUUGCAGGGCCGCUUCAACUACAGCUGUCGUCACAGUGUUUUUGUUUGGCAAUGGCAGUGUUAAAAUAUCAAAUUGGAGACUUUGUUCUGUCGAUUUUGUCACUAAACAACACAACAAGAUGAUAUUUUAAACUCCUUAUGUAUCUCAGCUGGUUUGUAUUGGCCGCCUCUCCCUUUGUUUUGCCUCCAGCUAGCGCCAUGACGUAAACGUGAUGUACGCCGUAAGUGUUGCCAUAGAAACCGAUCAAGGAGGCGAAAAGCUCAGACGCAUUCAAUCUUUCACUGCGCUUGAAAAAUACAGUUUCUAAAAUGACUGUAAUGCAGAUUCUCGAGGUCCUUUUUCUGUCCGGAUUCAUUCGAACCGAAAAUAUUUUGACAGGAGCGAGCGCUCUCAUAUCUCCUCCAGUCUCCAACACCGUACAUAUUGGUUGUAAUCCUGGUAAACAUCUUGUGUUUGACGUCAAAACCACUCUGGAGCAGUCUGCAAAGCUAAACCAAAGAAACUUCAGCUGCGUGAAUCCUGAUCCAGUUAUACCAUGUUUUUACUAUAAAAACACAUUCUAUCCAUCCUUUCUAGUUCAGGAUCUGGUCUCUGGAGAGACUUACAGGUUUUUGGACAGCUACAUACUAAAGGUAGUAGGUGGUGGUCCUUACUCCAGGGAUAAUAUACAUCUGUACAGCCCUGAGGAAAUAUUGAGGUAUAACAGCUGGAAAUACAGUUCACAGAGAGACCUGGUGUGGGCUGUCAAACAUCAAUCUUUUAAAAUCAACAAGGAAGGCUUAAUUAUUAUGCAUGGAAACAAAAACGCUGGAAUCAGGUGGGUUUGCAAGAACAAGUCUCCUUGUAGUGAUGUCACAUUCCACGGUCAAAGUUCUCCACGUUUCUAUUUCGUCAUCAAGGUCUCAAGCAGGAAUAUGAAGACGAACUGCCAUUACUCUUCUCAGUUUGAGAUUAUUGUACAUACAAUCCCCUUGAGUGUGAGGAGAAAGGUCAUCAUUCAGACGAUGACCAUAACCUCCUUCUUUAGUGUGUUGGUGCUGUUUUGUAUGGUGCAAGGCCUGAAACAAAUUGUCACGAUUCAGUCUGUGUUUCCCUGUCUUUUUAACGUUUAGUUCGUUUUCCUGAGUUCCUGUUUCCCCAUGUCAUUUUGUAGUUCUUUGCAGUUUCUUUGAUUAUUGGUUCAGUGCUGAUUAUUGGCCGUUGUUCCUUGUUUGCCCGCUUGUUAUCCCAUGUGUAUAUGUAUCCCUAGUGUGUCAUUUGUCUUUCAGUUUCCUUGUGAUUAGAUGUUCCAUGGAUUAUAUUUGUUCCUUGUUUCUUUAUUCUUGUAUUAAAUUACUUAGUCUUGUCUAAUAAUGUAUUGCUGCAUGUGGAGUUGCUUCCUGCCUGGAUUACUCAAAUGUUACACAGAUAUUCUUAAUGUUGUUUUCACAACGUAGAAGCCCAUGCGGGAAUAUUUCAUGUAAAUGCAGUGGUCAUUUGGUCAUUCCUAAUUCAGCUUUUUGAUAAAAAGAAAAAAAAGAAAAAGAAGAAGAUGAAAAUCAAUUAGUUUAGGUAAGUUUAAUUCAUAAUCAUUUGUUGAGUCACAAUUUAGGAAGAAAAAAAGGACAAG